Acanthochromis polyacanthus (spiny chromis) is the source of this 4970-nucleotide messenger RNA. It is a transcript of the gene ephb3a, whose product is annotated as eph receptor B3a. Gene Ontology annotation, molecular function: protein binding; transmembrane-ephrin receptor activity; ATP binding. The record is from RefSeq and is a predicted model, not a curated record. Gene Ontology annotation, biological process: protein phosphorylation; axon guidance; cell surface receptor protein tyrosine kinase signaling pathway. Bases 530 to 3310 code for a protein of 926 amino acids. The transcript is spliced from 15 exons. NCBI's taxonomy places the organism in Eukaryota, Metazoa, Chordata, Actinopteri, Pomacentridae. Gene Ontology annotation, cellular component: plasma membrane; neuron projection.
CCUCCAUGUCUGUCUCUGUCCCAGUGUUGCCAUUCCGACGCACAUCCCUCACAGAGGAGCAACAGCUACACUAUCGGAGUUGGUCUGAGCGGACUUCUCUGGUUCCUCUGCGGGCGGACGACACCUCUCAGCCGGCUACCCGACGCUCUUCCCCACCCCCUUGGAGGGCAGCAGCCCCGGAGAUGCGCCCCUGGACGGAGGCUCGGUGUGGGUAAAGUCACAUAAAGAGAAGAAUGAGACUGAGAUCGGACGCAGUGUAGCGCUUCCUCCUGCAAGCAUCGCGUUCUCUCAGAACUCCGGAGGAAUAAAAAAAAAAAAACACUAAAAAAAAAAAAAACAGGGGGGAGCUGAGUGAAUGCAGCCGCGGCUCCGUGUGCAGGAUUUGGGCUGAGCGGGGCGGUGAGAGCCCUGAUCACAACUAAAGACAUGAGAACCGGGAGAGGAACCAAAAGCUCGGCUGUCUGAGUCUCCAUCCAUCCGAAGGGGGUCCAGUCUGCACACCUCUAUUCAUGUUGCAAAAGCCUGUUUUAUGACAAUGGAUUACUUGCUGUGGGUGUGCAGCCUCGUUGUCCCCGUGGUCCUGGCUGUGGAAGAAACCCUUAUGGACAGUCGGUGGGCUACCACAGAGCUGGCAUGGACCACGUUCCCAGAGAGUGGGUGGGAGGAGGUUAGCGGCUACGACGACUCCAUGAGCCCUAUCAGAACCUACCAGGUGUGUAAUGUCAAACAGCCCAACCAGAACAACUGGCUGAGGACAGACUUUAUCCCACGUAAAGGCGUGCUGCGCGUCUACGUGGAGCUCAAGUUCUCGGUCCGCGACUGCGCCAGCAUCCCCAACAUCCCCGGCUCCUGCAAAGAGACCUUCAAUCUGUUUUACUACGAGUCCGAGGGGGACAUGGCUACAGACACCAGCCCUCUGUGGAGGGAGAACCCCUACGUGAAGGUGGAUACUAUAGCUCCAGAUGAGAGUUUCUCUCUGAGGGAGGCGGGUAGAAUCAACACCAAAGUGCGCAGCUUUGGCCCCCUCUCCAAGGCGGGCUUCUACUUGGCCUUCCAGGACCUGGGAGCCUGCAUGUCCCUCAUCUCCGUCAGGGUUUUCUUCAAGAAGUGCUCCACCACCAUCGCUAAUUUCGCCGUCUUCCCUGAGACCGCCACGGGAGCAGAAGCCACCUCCUUAGUGAUCGCUCCGGGGGCCUGUGUGACCAACGCCAUGGAGGUGUCCGUCCCCCUGAAACUCUACUGCAACGGGGACGGCGAGUGGAUGGUUCCCGUGGGCUCGUGCACCUGCGUGGCUGGAUUUGAACCUUCUGCAGACAGCACUCAGUGCCAGGCCUGCAUCCCUGGGACCUUCAAAUCCAAAUUCGGGGAGGGAUCGUGCGCUCCCUGCCCGUCCAACAGUCGCACCAGUGCACGAGGAGCCAAUAUUUGUCCCUGCCAGAAUGGUUUCUACAGAGCUGACAGCGACCCCCCUGACUCUCCCUGCACCACGAUCCCCUCAGCGCCUCGCAACGUUAUAUCCAGCGUCAACGAGACCUCGCUGUCCUUGGAGUGGGAGGAGCCCGAGGACACGGGUGGGCGGAGCGACCUCGUCUACAACGUGGUGUGCAAGAAGUGCCUGCGAGACCGGAGCCCGUGCACGCGCUGCGACGACAACGUGGACAUCGCCCCUCGCCGGCUGGGGCUGCGGCAGAGGAAGGUGGUGGUGAGGAACCUGCAGGCCCACACCCGCUACAGCUUCGAGGUGCAGGCCGUCAACGGGGUCUCCGGGAAGAACCCCACCUCGCCCAGCUACUCCACAGUCAACAUCACCACCAACCAGGCCGCACCUUCAGCGGUCCCUACAGUCCAUCUGAUGCGCUCCACCUCGGACACCCUCAGCCUGUCGUGGCUUCCCCCCGAAAAACCCAACGGAGUCAUCCUGGACUAUGAGAUUAAAUACCACGAAAGAGGCCAGGCGAUGUCUCACACUGUCACAUCCCAGCACAGCUCGGCUAAAGUGGAAGGUCUGAGGGCCGCCACACCGUACGUGGUGCAGGUCAGAGCUCGAACCGUCGCUGGGUAUGGACGCUACAGCAACCCCAUGGACUUCAGCACCAGCCUCCACAGUGACCCUCAGAAGUCGGUGCAGGACCAGCUGCCUCUCAUCAUCGGCUCGGCGUCCGCAGGUCUGGUGGUCAUUGUUGCCUUGGUGGUUAUCGCUGUUGUCUGCCUUAAGAAGCAGCGCAGCGGGUCAGAGCUAGAGUACACCGAGAAACUGCAGCAAUACAUUUCUCCAGGGGUCAAAGUGUACAUCGACCCUUUCACCUACGAGGAUCCCAACGACGCCAUCCAUGAGUUCGCCAAAGAGAUAGACAUCUCCUGUGUGAAAAUAGAAGAAGUCAUCGGAGCAGGUGAGUUUGGCGAGGUUUGCCGCGGCCGUCUCAAGCAGCCCGGUCGCAGAGAAAUGGUGGUGGCGAUAAAAACGCUGAAGGCCGGCUACACCGAGCGCCAGAGGAGGGACUUCCUGGCCGAGGCCUCGAUCAUGGGCCAGUUCGACCAUCCCAACGUGAUCCGGCUGGAGGGCGUCCUGACCCGGAGCUGCCCCGUCCUCAUCAUCACCGAGUUCAUGGAGAACGGAGCGCUGGAUUCCUUCCUCAGGCUGAACGACGGCCGCUUCACGAUGACGCAGCUGGUCGGGAUGCUGCGCGGCAUCGCUGCGGGGAUGAAGUACCUGUCAGACAUGAACUAUGUGCACCGAGACCUCGCCGCCCGGAAUAUCCUGGUCAACAGCAACUUGGUCUGCAAGGUCUCUGACUUCGGCCUGUCACGCUUUCUGGACGACACAUCCGCUGACCCGACUUACACGAGCUCCCUGGGAGGGAAGAUUCCCAUUCGGUGGACGGCACCGGAGGCCAUUGCCUUCAGGAAGUUCACGUCUGCCAGUGACGUGUGGAGUUACGGCAUCGUCAUGUGGGAGGUGGUGUCCUACGGAGAGAGGCCAUACUGGGACAUGAGCAACCAAGACGUGAUGACGGCAGUAGAGCAGGACUACCGGCUGCCUCCACCCAUGGACUGUCCCAUGGUGCUGCACCAGCUGAUGCUAGAGUGCUGGAUGAAAGAAAGAAACCUGAGGCCCAAAUUCUCCCGUAUCGUCAGCACCUUGGACAAGCUGCUCCGUAACGCUGCCAGCCUCAAGGUGGUGACCAGCACCUACUCAGGGGACCUGCUGCGGCUGGGAGGAACGCUGCCCGGACACAACAGGAAGAGUCCGGACAACAGUCAGGAAAUCAUUCGGCAACAGAUGAGCCAAACUCUCCCCAUCAGAGUGUGAGCCGCCGCGCACUGGAGGAUACAGAGCGAAUGAAAAAAACUACCUAGAAACUCUGACCAGGAGAGCCCGAUGUAAAAUAAAAAGAAGAAAAAUAAAAAGAUGGAAGCUCCGGCUGCGCAGCGAAAGAGGACCGUUUUGGAGAUUUCUUUCCCACUGGAGAUUUAAUGUCUGUUUAAAGAGAACUUUCCAUUGCAGUGUGUGUGUUCAUUACUUGACACUUGUGGAUUUGUGACUAUUGACAUAAAGCCAAACUUCUUCUUGCUCCCUCUCAGGUUGUGUUUGCAUGUCUGCAUGUGUUUUCUGCUGGUUGGGAAUCGGUCUUUUCCUUCUCUUCACCCUCACACAGAGGACGGGCGAGCUCACAGAGGCGACCAGGUGAUGCAACAGUGCCAAGAUAAAGCAGACAUUUGCUGAGAAACUAACUCCAAGACAGCUUGACCUCUUUAGACCAUCAAUCAAUCGUUUCUUUUUCAUUAUUUUUCUUUUUCCAACCCAACCAAAUAUAGUUUUAUCCUCCUCUUUUAUUUUCUUUUUUGGAAACAAGAAAAAAAAAACACUUUUCAUCCACUUCCUCUUAAAUACUGUCUUCCACAUGUACUGGGAGAUUUACGUGUUACGAAUCUGUACAAAGCAUCCGAGUCUUCACACCGUCUCUCUGCCAGAGGGGAGAUGUAACUGACACUGUGCGGGACACAUCAUGUGCAUGCCAAAGUGGAAACGUUUGUUCGUAAGAGAAGUACAAAUAGGUUCCACAUUAACUGUUGCUUUGGUGGCAUUUCGCUGUAUGGGCUUUAACGUCCAUGUUUUCUUAAUCUUAUUUGAUUCAUAUACGCAUUGUUUUGAAUGCUAAGUUAUUAUCUAUUCCUGCAAAGAGGUGGUUUUUUUGUGUUUUUUUACGAGUACCUGGGCUUAACUUUUUUAUUACGAUGCUUGUUUUUUCACACAUUGACAAACCAGACAGACAUGAAUGAGUGGAUUAAGGUGGAAUAGCUCUGCUCAGACAGACUAAUUACCUUUAAAAACACUGUACGAUCGCUGUUAGGCCUUUCAAUCUGUUUUUUUGUUUUGUUUUUUAAAUGAAAAGCGCCCGUGGUAGUGCUGUGUUGUACUUUUUUUUUUAAUCCUUUUGGCAAACGUGUUGCAGAUCAGUGGGAUUUUGAAAGGUCACUAUCCAGAUGAUAGUGUCAUGACCUUAAUAUUGACCUGACCUACAAACAUCCAUGUAGAGCAAAUCACUUGGUUCACUUUUCCUCACGUGUGUUUUCUUCAGCACGCCAGCUGUCAGUGCAGUUUCCUAUUUAAAACAACUGCCUGUAUAUAAUACUAUAUUUGUAUUAGACCAAUCCGCUCAGCAUUUAAAACUAUCAGACCCGACUUUGGCCUCUCUAUGACCCUCGUUUAUAUGCUUGUUUGUUUAUUGUCGCGGAGCAAACAGAUGGAGAAAUUACAAUUAAACGGUCAUUACAUAUCUGAAACUAUAUGUCACAAUGAAAGAAGAAAAAUGUGUCUGUUAGGGCAGACUUCUUUUUUUUCCUGUGCAAUUAAAGGUGUAUUAGAUUGUAAAAAAAAAAAAAAAAAUUGCCAGAAAACUAGAACAAAAAUAAGCAUUUCUCUUUCAGUAUUUUUACGAUAAUCAUAUGCAAAUAAAUUAUUAAACGGA